UUCAAAAAACUACUGGGACACUUGACACAAACAAGGAAACUGCAGAGUUAGGAAGCUGGAGCUGCGUGCAGGGAGGAGCAGAAGCCGUCCUCCUUCUAAAGUGUGCGGUCAAAGUAUCUGGAGGCGGCCACCUGGUUCGAGUGGCCCGUUAAAGUUUCACUUGCGCUAAUAAAGAAAGGCAAAUGAACCGAAGGCUUCAAGAAGAAAUCGAGCUGGAGAAGAGCGUCAGGCGCUUCCGGGAAAAGUUUCAUGGAAAAGUCACCCUGGAGAAAGCUACGGUGUUGAUGCGCCGAUAUAACAAUGACCACGCUAUGGUUGCCAAGUGCAUCAUUUUAAUGAAGGAUCAAGAGCUUGAUGAAGAAGAUGAAGAUGACUUGAGGAAUGACCAGAUUAUCCAGAAUGUGGUCAGGAGAGUCCAAGCAGAAGAACAGCGGCAGCUGCAGGCACAGAGGAACAUGCAGCAAGAGAAUGCCAGGGCUGCACUGUCCCAAGACGACGACAUCCAGCAAAUCACAGAGAUGCUGAGGGUGCUUCCUCUCACGGAGAAGAAUGUGCGCAUGUUUGACAAUGCUCAGCAAAACCAGAUUCCUUUCGAGGACCGACAGUUUGCCUGUGAGCCCUGCGACAGGGUUUGGUGGAGGAGAGUCCCGACCAGGAAAAAGGUUUCCAGAUGUCAGUCCUGCAAAGUGAAAUAUGACCCAGUGCCUCAAGACAAGAUGUGGGGAGUUGCUGAAUUUAUGUGCCCUCAUUGCCAUCGAAGUUUCAGGGGCUUUGCAAAGAUGGACGUGCUGUCGCCGUGCUUUUCCUGUAGGAUGCUUUUGAGGCCUAUUCGCAUUCUGCCACCGACGAAAGGCACAGGCCAACGUACCAGGAACACACACAGCUGCUGCGCCGAGGACUGCUUCAACCGCAGAAAUCCCUACGUGCCAGGAACACACUGUGUUCAUCCCAGGAGUCGGCAACUCAAUCGCAAACCACGGGUGGUUCAUCCAAGCUUAGUCCACAUCAGUACAGGCUCCACAGUGGCGACAUGCUUGAGUCAGGGCAAUCUUGUGGAGGAUGAUCUCGAUGACCUCAUUGUGUUAGACUUACAGUCUAUACCUGAAGAGGAAAGUGAAGAUGAUGAUGAUGAGAAUGGAGGAGCCAACGAGGGCUGAAUCUUCAGAUCAAAUGAAAAAACAAAGGGACAGUCCCAGUCCUGAACUGGGUUUCAUUUACAAUUAUUCAAAAAUUGGGUUAAUAAGUAAGCGCCUCUUAUUGAUGUCUUUUAAUUAAUUUGGUCUUUACACAUUUUUGCAGUGUACAUUCUCAUUGACUUAGGCUAUUGUAUAUACAAACAAUGAGUUAUUAAAACAAUUAUGAAUACA
Molecule: messenger RNA, 1367 nt
Organism: Erpetoichthys calabaricus (reedfish)
Lineage: Eukaryota; Metazoa; Chordata; Cladistia; Polypteriformes; Polypteridae
Gene: shfl
Product: shiftless antiviral inhibitor of ribosomal frameshifting
Exons: 9
Coding region: 183-1157 (324 amino acids)
Biological process (GO): viral translational frameshifting; innate immune response
Molecular function (GO): ribosome binding; sequence-specific mRNA binding
Source: RefSeq, a predicted model, not a curated record